GCCAUGAAGGUGGACACGGUAAAGCUGAAGAAGGGCUCUUCGGAGCUGACUUCCGAGUGCCGCGAACUGAUCGAUGAGCUGACAAAGCGACGGACACGCGCGGAGUUGCUCGAGUUUCUCGACAAAAUCCACGUGUGGAUCUACGGCAAGUGCGAGCUCUAUCACUGGAUCGAGAUACUCGAUCGUUUCGACAAGAUUCUGGAUGAGGCAGCCCGACAUGUGAAUUCCAAUGAAUUUGUGCUCCAAUGCGACACACAAUUCCACUCAACGGACGUUACACUGCUGCUGCAUGUGCUCAACUUUACGACACUCCUGAUCGAGCACUCGUUCUCGCGGCAUCUGUACAACUCGAUCGAGCAUCUGACGCAGCUGCUCUCCUCACAGAACAUGGACAUUGUCCUGGCGGUCCUCAAUCUGCUGUACAUGUUCUCGAAGCGCAGCAACUUUAUACCGCGCCUGCCCUUCGAAAAGAAGGAGUUGCUGAUUGUUAAACUGUUCAACAUAGCAGAGCGGUGGGGCGACCCAAACUAUGGCCUCUCGCUCAAGGACUGCUGCAUCGGCGAGCCAAAGCUGGAGUUUCUCUAUCAGCUGUGCAUCGACUAUGUGGACGAGCACGGCCAUGCCGCCCAGCUGGAAAUCCCUGACAUGAUGGACCUAUGCCACACGGCAUCGGCACCGGAGGUGAUCAAAACGAUUGCCGGACAGAUCUCAAAGCCCAGCGAGGCAAUAAAGAUGCGCAUUGCUCAUCGCGUGCGUCUCAUUUCUGGAUUCAACAACUACAAGCUGCGCCUGCAGUUUGUCCAGGCCCGCCUGCAGGCCGUCUCCAUUCUGAUCUACUCGAACGCCCUGCAGGACAACACGGACAAGGUGCUGUACCCGGGCUUCGGCGAAGAGCUAUGCGAGCUGAUCGACAAGGAGGACGUGAUCCUGGUGGAGAUACGGGCCGCCGUCUUGCGCACCCUCACAUCGAUGCUGCACUUUGAUCGCAAUCCGAAUGUGCCCAGCAGGGCCGGAUCGCGGCUAAUGAAGAUUGUCCAUUACACGGGCGCCGAGCGUCAGGGCGGCACACUGCCGCUCCUGGUGCGCGACUGCAUUAACAAUCUGACGACACACGGGCUCACGGAGCGCUACCCCCUCAUCCUGGCCACGUCGCUGUUCUCGCUGCUGUACCAUCUGGCCAGCUACGAGCUGGGCGGCUCCGCCCUGGUGAAGAGCGGCAUGAUGCAGUCCCUGCUGUGCGUCAUCAGCUGGCCAGGCGUGGACCUGGAGCACAUAACCUUCGUGACGCGGGCCGUGCGGGUGAUUGAUCUGAUCACGAACAUCGACAUUGCCCGCUUCCACCAGAACAACGGACUGAACGUGUUCAUCGAUCGCCUCGAGAAGGAGAUCAAGAGCUGCUGCAAGGCUCUGGCGGACAUCGGCAUCACCCUGAAGGAGUCCACGCUCAGGGACGAGGAGGGGAAGCUGGACAUGUCGCUGGACCUAGUGGAUGCGGACAUCGAAGAGGGCAGUAGCUCCUCCCCGCAUCGCGACGCUUCCGAUGAUCGCCUGGGAGGCGGCACUCUCGACGAGGAAGACGAGGAUCAGGAGGGGGACGAGGGGGAGGAUCACGAUCUGGACCUGGACCUGGAGGCGGCCGGACCCAGUGGUUCCAGCAUCAUGGCCGUCGCGGCCGUCGUCGGCGGCAGCGAUGAGGGCGCCGAGGGCAGCGGAGCCGCAGGCAGCAGCAGUGAUCGUGCCGAUCCUGCCGACGCAGGCCUCGCCGUGGUCGUGUAUCCGGCCAACAGCUACUACGCCCGUCCUCUGGCCGAACGGAAGGCCGAACUGUCGCAGGCCCAGCUGCCGCCGAGCAGCGUCCAGCCGAAGAAGCCGUCGUGCGUGACGCAGCGCGCGGCGCUGCUCAAGUCGAUGCUGAAUUUCCUCAAGAAGAGCAUCCAGGACCAUGCCCACUUCAGCAACAUGCGCAACAUCAUGGAGACGUCGCUCACGCAGUCGCUGCGGCACAUCAUCGCGAACGCCGAGUACUACGGGCCCUCGCUGUUCCUCCUGGCCACCGACGUGGUCACCGUGUACGUGUUCAACGAGCCCUCGCUGCUCUCCUCCCUCCAGGAUCUGGGCAUCACCAGCGUCAUGCUGAAGGCCCUCCUCCAGAAGGACGUCCCAGCGACGCGGGAGGUUCUCGGCUCCCUGCCCAACGUCUUCUCCGCGCUGUGCCUGAACGAGCGCGGCCUGUUCGAGUUCCUCUCGUACGAUCCGUUCGACAAGGUGCUCAAGGUGCUGCUCUCCCCGGACUAUCUGGUGGCGAUGCGCAGGCGCCGCUCCUCCGAUCCGCUGGGCGACACGGCCACCAAUCUGGGCAACGCCAUGGACGAUCUCAUCAAACACCAUCCGUAUCUGAGGGCCGAUGCCACCGAAGCGAUUGUCCGGCUGCUCAACGAGCUGGUGCGCCUUGGCUCCGAUCCCUCGUUCAUCUGCUGGCGGGCCAACAAGGAGAGCAGCGGCUCCGGCUCAGGAAGCGGCGGCUCCCAUGGCGCCCAUGGCGCCCACGGUGUCCUGCCCUCGGUCGCCGGAGGCGCCCCCAUGGUGAUGGUGGCGGGGGCAGGCGGAGGCACCGUCUCCGUGCUGCAGAGUGCGGCCAAUGACAACAACAACGACAGCAGCGGCGACGACGACGACGACGAUGACGAGAUGAGCUCCGCCUCGCAGCAACAGCAGCACCAGCAGCCGCCACAGGGAGCAGGAGUCGGCGUCGGAGUCGGAGUCGCCGCAGUAGUGGCCUCUACAUCACGUGGCGGCAGUGCCGCCCCACAGACACCAGGCGGAUCCUCAGGAACAGGAACAGGAACUGGAGCAGGAACUGGAGCAGGAACUGGCGGAACGGCAGGAGGAUGCCCAACCGUGGCCACCACUUCUUCGGCUACGUCUUCGUCCGCGGCUCUGGUCCGCGCCUCUGUAACGCCGCCCGAGCGCGAGGCCAUACCCCUGAUCGACUACAUCCUGAACGUGAUGAAAUUCAUCGAAGCGAUCUUCAGCAACAGCCCGAACGGCGACCACUGCCGCGAGUUUGUCCUGCACGGCGGCCUCAAGCCCAUCCUGCAGCUGCUGUCGCUGCCCAAUCUGCCCGUGGACUCGCCCGUCUCCACCACGUCGCAGGCGGUGGCGAACGUCUGCAAGGCGAUCCUCAGCCAGGCGCAGGAGACGAAGGUGCUGGACGUGGCCCUCAAGCAGCUGGCGGACAUUGUGGGCAAGCUGAAGCCCCUCAUCAAGCACUUCACCUUUCCGGGCGGGAGCGUGCUGCUCGCGGAGCUCGUGUGCUGCCAGCGGCUGGAGGACGGCUUCGCCAAUGCCGAGUACACGCCGAUCCUGCACAACAUGAGCUUUGUCCAUGGGUACGUGGUGAUGCUGGUGCACCUGUGCCGCAACGCCUCCACCGACAUGCGGGCCAUUCUCCUCAAGCGGUGGGGCGUCAACCGCGAGACCGGAGUCCAGCUGCUGCAGCAGCUCGUCCAGCUCUACAUUUCGCUGGUGUGGGAGAGCACCAUUCUGCUGAAUCUGUGCUCGGACGAGCCCACCCAGCAUCCGGAUCUCAUCUGGGACGAGAUUGCCGCCCAGAUGUCGGCGGCCGCCGGCACCGCCGAUCCCCUCACGGAGGCGGAGCUCUCCCGCAAGCUGGAGCGCGCCGCCGAGUUUCGCACAAAGUACACGCCCGAGGAGCAGUUCCGGUACAUCAAGAGCCUGCUGGCGGCCAGCUCCCGGCUGGGCCGAGCCCUCGCCGAGCUGCUUGGGACGCUCGUGAAGCUGUCGGUGGGCUCGCCGCAGACGCGCCAGCGGCGGAUCAACGAUCUGAUCAGCAACAUAAACAAAGUUCCUACCCCGGAGGCGCGCGAGAUAGCUCGGAUACUGAGCUCCAUUCUGGUGAACGGCUUCAGCCACGAGAGCAUCCUGCCGAAGCCGGUGCCCAAGCUGAAGCUGACGUUCCUCAUCUGCUCGGUGGGCUUCACCGGGCCGAUGCUGUUCGACGACAAGCGGAGCGCCUUCCACCUGAUGAUCUCGCAGUUCUGCGCCGAGAACGGCCUCAAGGCCUUCUUCGAGAUGUUCUACUGGGCGCUGUCGCUCGACGCCGAGUCGACCAAGUUCGAGUUCAAGCAGUGGGCCUCCAUGGAGGACCUGAUGCAGUCGCACGAGGACGACAAGCGCGACUGUCCGGAGGGGACCGGCGAGUUCCUCGACGCCUGGCUGCAGCUGCUCGAGAAGAUGGUCAAUCCGCGGGCGAUGCUCGACUCGCCCUACACGAUGAGUCCGCGCCUCAACUACAUGCCCGACACGGUGCCCUUCGAGCCCGUCUUCUAUCUGAUCCACAUCCACCAGCUGGCGAUGCAGGCCCUGCGCCGGAUCUGGGCCCGGCGGCCCAUCGCCAACUACGGGGCCAGCAUGUUCGAGACGAUGAUCCUCAUCGUCAAGCACCUGGUCAAGUCGCACGCGACCCUGCUGGAGCGCUACCACACGCGCCUGAAGGAGAUCAAGUUCGAGAACCUCUACAUCCGCAGCACCGACGACGGCCUCAACGUCGAGCACAUCAAGACGCUGACGGACAUGGGCUUCACCCACUACCACGUGGUGGAUGCCCUGCGCAACAACGGCUCCCUGGAGGAGGCCACCGACUAUCUGCUCAAUAAUCCGGAGGCCAGUGCGCAUGCCACCACGAGUGCUGCUGCUGCCGGUGCUGCUGCCGGUGCCGGUGCUGGUGCUGGUGCUGGGGCAGGUAUUAAUAUCCCCACAGCACCGACAGCGCCCACCCCGCCGCCAUCUGCCAUGGAGAUCGGCAUGGACGGACCGGGCAUGGAGGGGGGCGAGUCCUCGGGCGGGGGUUCCGGCUCGACCAUCAGCCUGGGCCCCACCCCGACGCCCACGUUCAGCCAGUACAAGUCGGGCGGCAAUCCCUCGAGCUACGACUACAAGCAUCUGAAGCUGAUGCCGCCGAUGAUCUUCGACCGUUUCUGCGACGAGGCCAUCUCGCGCGCCUUCGAGUUCAUGGAGGCCAUACCGGACGUCGUGAACAGCGCCUCGGACCUCAUCGCGGUGCUGUACAGGCGCCACAACCACCUGAACAAGCAGGUAUUCGUCACGAACUUCGUGCGCAACAUCAUCCAGUGGGUGGACUUUACGCUGCAGCUGUUCGAGAACCCGCGGCUGCCGGGCGCCACCGCCCGCGGCACGCGCCUCGAGGAGUGCCUCACGGGCAUGACGGCCACCCGGCUGUUCGUGCGCCUCAAGACGUCGACGCUGCUGCUGGACGAGAACUUCAGCGACAUGCACAGGCCGCUCGUGGAGGCGAUCAACGCCCAGGACGCGAUGGUGUCGCUGGUCAAGCUGCUCGACUGCAUGGCCCAGUGGAUGAUGGAGCAGUCGGAGAAGCCGCAGGCGGAGCGCAUCACAGUGCCCCGCUGGGUGCAGAACCUCGUCGACCUGAUCGACGCCAUCGACAGCAUCAGCCACAUUCUGCAGCGCAAGUCGAACAUGCGGGCGGUGUGCAGCGACGUGUGGCGCUGGUACGACGCCUCCACGGGCAAGUGGAACGCCUACUCGGACGCGAACAACGACCUCAUCCGCAACGCCUACAACUCCGGCGAGCGCUGGCUGCACAUCAACAUCGGGCGGCAGCGGUGCACCGUCUCCUUCAACUGCAUGACGCAGGUGAGCGAGGCCUCCGGCAGCCAUCGGCCGGUCUUCCCGGCCCUCAAGCUGAGCGAGGCCAUCUCCAAUCUGAACAACCCGGUGGCGGUCACCAAGGUGGAGCAUCUGCUGAAUCGCGUAUUGCGCACAGCGGCCGACGGCCAGGGCACCACCCACACGGACGAGCUGAUUUCGCUGCGGCAUCUGAUGACCUUCGGCGAGGGCCAAAACACGACCCCCACGAUGACCUCCAAUGAAAGUGGAGCCGUCUGUUCGAUGGGGGGCGGCGGGGCCAGAGCACGUACCCGCUCGCCGUCCGCCUCCGCACCGAUGACUACACGCAGCAAGUCCCGGCAGAAGAGCGCCGCCGCUGCGGCGGCCGCCAAGGCCAAGACAUCGACGACGUCAGCCACGACAUCGUCGGCGGCCUCCACGGCCACACCCUCGAUACCCAAGCGCACGCAGAGGAUCCUGCUGAGCGAGGAGAAUGUCGGACUGAGCAAAUUCGACUGCGCCCGGAUCAUUGGGAGCAUUGUGUCGCUCCUGCAGCCCCCGAACCUGCUGCAGCACGAGACGAAGCUCUCGCUGCUGCGCCUCUGCGCGCGUCUGACGCGCAACUACGAGAACGCCCAGACAUUCAUACGCUGCGGGGGCGUCAAGAUGCUCCUGCAGCUGCAGCAGGCGUGCAGCUUCAUGGGAUUCCCGACGUACGCGAUCAUCAUCCUGCGGCACGUGCUGGAGGCACCGCCAGUGCUGCAGGAGGCCAUGGAGCGGGUCCUGGGGAUGCGUGCCGCCGGCAUAGUGCCCGUGGGACAGCGCGAUCUGAUCUUCGUGCUCACCCAGGUGUCGACGGCGGUGUCGCGCAACCCGCAGAUCUUCGUGGCCGCCGCCAAGGAGAUGCUGCGCGGCGAGUACCUCAUGAACUCGAACAGCUCGAGCGGCAAUGCCCUGGCGGACGAGGCCCGCGUGAUGGUCAAGUCGAAGUUCGGCCAGCAGCCGACAGCCGCCGCCGGGGGACCCAAUCCGCAGACACCGGCCCCGGCUCCGGCCCCGGCCCCGCCCGCCAAGGAGGAGAUGUGGGAGGACCCGAUGGUCCAGUCGGCCGUGUCCGUGCUCAAGGAGCUGCUGCUGGCCCUGGUCCAGCCGUGCUGCCACUACACCAAAGCCAUUCCCACGAGCGAUCAUCCCAAGGCGGCGGCAGAGCCCCCGCCUCAAACGGAGGAAGGACUUCCCAGCGCCCAGCCACAAUUUGGGGCCAUGGAAGAGGACGAGCCCACACAUGAGCAGCAACAGGCACAGGCACAGCCACAGGCAUCGACCAGCGGCAGCAAGAAAGGAGGUGCAGGUCCUGGAUCGGCGCCUGCUCCUGCUGCCGCUCCCGCUCCCGCCGCUGGUGGCCCUCCUUCGGGGGAUGGCAAGUACGAGCCCUGCUGCUGCACCUGGCACGUGCCCACCGCCGUGCACACCCACUCGAAGCCGACAAUCUCCCGUGCGACGCUCCUCAAGCUGCUUGCAGACGCCACACGGGCCUACCAGUCGCUGCUGCCCAGAGUGCUGCUCGGACACGUGUACACCCCGGCAGACAGUCCGCUGAUCCAGGAGCCCCAGAUGACGUUCAUGGCCGUGCUGCUGGACCGCUUUCUGCCCAUCACGAAGCGCCACCACGUCUCGGAGGUGAGCACCAUGGCCCGUGUGCUCAUCUGCUCGCUCUCCGACUGCUACCAGGUGCCUGGAGUGCAGGUGCAGGUCGCAGAGGAGCUGCACGCGGCGGUGGCGCGGGCGCUGGCCCAGCCGGACUCCUCGGAGAAGCAUACGCGCCUGCAGGUGCUGAUGAGCCUCUUCCCGAACCUCAUCGAGGCUCCGAUGCUGUUCGACAAGGUGCACAUGCACCGCAACAACAUGUACCGCGUCCUGCUGCGGCAGGGCGUCAUGACGUACCUCACCAAGAUCGCCCAGUACAAGGAUCUGUCGAACCACAACACCCUCAGCACCCUGGCCUCCAUCCUGCGGCCCAUGGAGAUCCUGCUGCGGUUCAGCGUCUCCACCACGACCCUCGGCUCGAAGCGGAUACUAUUCGGCGGCGCCAGCACGGGCGGAGCGGGCGGCACGGGCGCCGGAAACAACUCCGCGGGCUCGGGCAUUGGCGGCUCCUCUGUGUCCACCCUGGGCGGCGGAGGAGGCAACAGCGGCAGCAACACCUACGGCACCAUCAUCAACCGACGCCUAUAUCCGCGCAUGGCCGCACGCGCCGCCGCCGGAGCGGCUGUCGAGCGCUCGAACGGGAUGGGCGGCGAGCACGUCCUGCGGGACAUAAUCCGUAACGUGCUGUCGGACAGGCGUCACGCCUUUGAAUUCAUCUUCAACUCGGACGAAAUGGCCGUCGACGCAGAGGAUGCGGCCCCCCCAACAGCAGGCGGAGCCGGAGGAGGAGGCGGCGGCGGAGGCGGAGGCGGAGCAGGCUCAGGCGCAGGAACUGGGGCAGGAGGCCUUGGAAUGGGCCUGGGAAUGGGCCUCGGACUGGGAUCGAGCAGUAGCAUCACCAGUGCGGCCGCCGGCUCCGUCAUCGAUGUUGUGGGAGAACGGAACAGCAGCAGCAGCGUGGGAGGCGGCAUCGGAGGAGAAGCCAACGAUGGACCUUCUGGCUCUGCAGGUGCCACUGGAGGGCCCGUCCGGCCCGUGCUCAACUUUGACCAGCUCUGGGACGACUUUCUGCAGAGCGAGGGCCUGCGUCUGGCCUCGCGAGCAGGCGGGGCCGGAGGCAGCGGCAGCGGCAGCUCCUCGCAGCAGCAGCACCCGCAGAACGGAGCAGCCUCGAGCGGGACGAGUGGCGGAGGAGCAUCUGGCUCUGGCGCCGGCUCUAGCAGCUCCAUCAACGUAGAUCCCCGUCUGCGCGGCUCCCAGCCGGACAGGCUCCUCCUGGCCCCGGGCGAUGGAUCCAAUGCAAACAGCGGCGGCAACGGCAACAGCGGCUCGGCCAACGACAACGGCCUGGGCGGCGGCAACAGCGACGGCGCCUCCACCUCCUCCGAUACGGGGGCCCGCGAGAACCGCCGCGAGAUGACCUCGCUGCUGGGAGACGCCAGCAGCUCGGACUCCGACUCGGACGGCUCCACGGAGAACGAUGAGCGCAACGACGAGGAGGACGACGACGAGGACGAUGCACCCGACGAGGAGGCGGACGAGCACAGCGAGACGGACGUCGACGAGGAGCGGCCCCGCCAGUUCAUCGAGGUAUUCGACCACAUCUAUGAGCCGGAGUCCUCGGAGACGGCCUCCAACGAUGCCGACGUCGACGCCGACGACGAUGACGACGACGAGGACGUCGAUGACGACGACGACGACGAAGACGACGCCGAUGACGAGGACCAUCGUGCCGCCAUCGACGAUCCCGAGCUGGAGAACCAGAUCGACAUAGCCCUGGCCCUGAGCAACUCGAACAAUCGACCCAGGCGUAGUGCCGCCAUCACGGCCUCCGGCGAGCCAGUGGCCGAUGACCCGAUACCCGACGAUGACGACGACGACGACGAUGUCGAUGACGACGACGACGACUCGGCCGUCAAUGAGGCCGCCAGUCGGGCCGAGGCCUUCCUGUUCGAGCGCCUCGUCGUCGACAAUCCCCUGCUGAUGCCCACGCCCCCGACCAGCUUCCGUGUGCGGAUGAACAGCUCCAUUGCCCAGCCCCUGGACAUUGACGUGAACGGUGGCGGUGGCGGCGGAGGCGGAGGCGGAGCCGGAAGCGGAAGCGGCGGGAAUGCGAAUGCCAGUGCGAGUGGCAGUGGUGCCAGCGGUUCCAGUGGUGCCGCCGCAGGAGGAGGGGCAGCCUCCUCCGCAGCUAGAGCCGGCUCUGGCGGAGGUGCGACUGGUGCCAGCAGCAGCAGCGGCGGCGGCGGAGCAGGCGGCGGAGAACGCCCUGUGGCUGCCGCCCUGCGUCCCUCUUCGCGUUCCUGGAUCGCCCCUGACUAUAAUUUCAUCAGCGCCGCAGGCGGAAUACCCACCCCCGGGGGUAGCGGAAGCAGCAAUGCCCCCGCCAAUGGCAACAGCGAGGCAGGCGGUGCCGGAGGUAGCGGAGGCGGAGGAGCAGCAGGAUUCCACGCACCCAGCGGAGGAGCCUCAGGAGCGGCAGCGGCAGCGGGAGCAGGAGCAACCGCUUCCUCGAACAGCCAGAACAUGAGCAAUCUCCUGGACGAACAGGUGUCCGGCGGCGGAUCUGGCGGCGGAGCAGCAGCGGCCAGCGGAGGCGGUGGCGGCGGAGGGGGCUCCGGCUCCGGCUCCUCGGCCCUGUGCAACAACGGAGUGCGCCGUCGCCUCAUGUACUUGGACCAGCAGUACUGCGUGUGCAUGCCCACGCACCAGAACCCCACGGAAGAGACUCAGGUCGAGAUAUUCACCCAGGACGCGCUCCACUGGUGGCUGGAGGAGGCCAAGGCCCUGGACAUGGAGAGCCAGACGGACGCGUGCCUGUACGCGGCGCACUUCCUGCUGCCGUAUCUGAUCCGGCAGCUGAAGGCGGCCCACUACCAGCGGAAGCAGGAGGAGGCCGCGCGCCAGUCCGCCAUGGCGGCCGCAGCAGCAGCCACCACGGCCACCACCAUACCGACGCCAACGGCCACGACGCCGACCACCACCGGGUCGUCGGUGACAUCGACCUUCACGAGUGCCACAGCCACAGUGACAUCGUCGCCGGGAGCGGCAGGAGGCGCCACAGCCACGAUCAGCUCCAGCUCGAGCAACAGCAAUCGUCGCAGCUCCAUACCCGUACUGAUUCCCAUGCUGAUACCCUCUUCGCUGGCGCCAGCGCCGGCGGCAUCACAGGCCCAGCCAUUGGCCACCAGAGGAGCGAACCCCAACGAUGAAUCCACGACCACAACAACGACGACUGCAACGACAGUGGCCACAGCGACAGCCAUAGCCACAGCCACAACGACAGCCACAGCGACAGCAGCGCCCACUUUGGCAGCCAGCAGCGGCACAGCUUCUGCGCCAGCCGAAGGCCUGGCCAUGCCGCCGUAUGCCACAUCGGCGCGUUCGCGCCCGCUGCGUGCACCGAUACGCAACGCCACACUGCGCCGGAACGAGCCACGGCCGUCCUUCAAUAUAUUCGCAGAGAUCGACCUGACCAACGAUCCGGACAAUGACAAUGAUGAUAUUUUAGAUCCGGUUGGAACAGCGGGCACAGCGGGAACAGAAUCACGUCUGCUACUGUUUCCCCCACAAGAGGAGGCACAACCGCAGGCACAGGCAGAGGCGCAGGCAGAUGUCUUGGCUGUGGCCCCAAGACACCCGCCAGUGCCGCACUUGCCAUCGGCCAGCGGCAGGCCGCCGCGUCUCCAUGCUCGCGUACAGGAUUUGAAUAUAUUCAAUGAAUUUGGACAGAAUGCCCCGCGCAUCCUUAAUGGACGCACCCAUCGGCUGAUGUACGGCCAACAUCAGCGGCUGCAUCAUCAUGCGGGACGUGGGCCGGCCCCGCCACCGCCGCCGCCAUUGGCCCCGUCGCCGGCCUCAGUGCUCGAUUUCUAUCCGACAACAGCGUUCCUGGCGUCGUCGUCCCCUCGCGACCAGGACCAGGCCACCACCCAGGACAAUGUGCAGGAGGAGGAAGUGAAUGUCAGCCUGCUGCAGCCCGGCAUACUGGAUGUGCCCGAGCCAGAGGCGGCACAGCGCCAGCAGGAGGAGCAGCAGUCCCUGGGCAGCGGCAGCAGCAGCAGCAGCAGCAGCCGACCAGAUCCACCGCCACCACCGCCGCCCACUGAUAGCACAACGCCGCCCAUCCAGGUGGCCAUCAUCGAUGAGCCGCUCUGGGGAACGGCCACACUCACCCGUCCCCCGCGGCCGACCACAGCACAUCCGCAGCAGCAGCAGCAAUCCAGCAGGACGUCGGCCUCCCCUGGAGGUCGCAAUGGGAUACUCUUUUUGGGAUCGUCUCCCACCAAUGCCGCAGGAGGGGCCUCCUCCUCUGCAGCUAUAGCGCCAGCGCCAGUUUCAGCUACAGCGACACCGACACCGACAGCUGCUCCCAGCACAGAUGAAGGAGGAUCUAGUGGUGGUGCGACUGCCACUGCCACUGCACCUGCCACUGCCACUGCGAGUGGCUCUGGAACUGCAAGCCGAACCGUCACAGACAUGAGCCCCGAGGUGCGCGCCGCUCUGGGGGAUCUAGAGGUGCCAGAGGGCGUGGACCCCUCCUUUUUGGCGGCGCUGCCCAGCGAGAUGCGCGAGGAGGUGAUCCAGGAGCAUCUGCGCAUGCAGCGCAUCCGCCAGCGGGCCCAGCAGAACGCCAUCCAGAUCGCCCACGACUCGCUCGUGGAGGUGAACCCCGAGUUCCUGGCCGCCCUGCCGCUGAGCAUCCAGUCGGAGGUGCUCAUGCAGCAACGCAUCGAACAGCAGCGCCAGGCGGCACAGACGGCCAACCCCGAGGAUCCCGUCGACACGGCAGCCUUUUUCCAAAAUUUACCCGAGAAUCUGCGCCAAGUGAUACUCUCGGACAUGGAGGAGUCGCAGAUUGCCAGCCUGCCGCCAGAGCUGGCCGCCGAGGCCCAGUUCCUGCGUCGCGACUGGGAGACACGCAACGGGCCGCGCCUGGGGGAUGCCCAUCCCCCCAGCAGUGCGCUGUCCCGUUAUCAGAACUCGCUGCAGAGCCUGGAGGACGCGCGCUGGCACAGCUCCAUUUGGUACGAUGCCAGCGGCAAUGCCCAGCCGCAGCACCACCAGCACACGACGAUUGUGCACCACCAUGCCCACAGCCACGCCCUGAACGUGGGCAAGCCGCUGGCCCUGCUCAUGAUGGAGGACGAGAACAUCCUGCUCGAUCCGGACUCCCUGGCCACGCUGCUGCUGUUCCUGUUCGUCGAGGACCAGAAGGUGAACAGCUUGCGGCUGCACCGCGUCAUCCGGAACCUGUGCCACCACGAGCCGACCCGCGACUGGAUCAUCAAUGCCCUGAUCAACAUUGUCCAGAAAACGAACGAGGAGAGCGCCAACUUCGGGGCGGGCCAGGGCCAGGGCCAGGGUCAGGGCAGCAAGCCCGACUGGCUGAAGCUGCGCGUGGACGCCGCUUUUGGGUACAAGAGCAACAUAUUCCUGAUCAAUCACCUCCACGACGAGGCCGGCGGUAGUGGCAGCGGCAGUGGCAGCGCCAAGAGCAUCAGCAUUAAUCCACAGGCGGCCCAAAUGAUUGUCCGCAACUGUUUGGACCUGCUGUUCGUCCUGGCCAAGCAUUAUCCGUCCAGCUUUGUGCCCUACCAUCGCGAGGCCAAGGCCCGUCGCAUGCUUAGCGCCGUCUUUGGCAUGCCGCCCCCCAUCCCGGGAGCGCCGCGCGUCGAAGAACAGCCGCCGCCGCAGUCGCAGCAGCAGCAGCAGAACCCACCCGCUGGCGGUACCCUGGACUUUCGUUCCCGCUUCUAUCGCUACCAGGUGGCCAAUCGGAUGCGGGCCAUGAUCGAGGAUCAUCAUCCCCGAAUGCUGGCCCCACCCACACCGCCCCCAGUCCAGCCCAUAGCCACAGUCCAGGCCGCAGCCACGCCCGCAGCUCCAGCUCCAGCGCCAGCUCCGGCUCCAGCCACGCCGCUGGACGAUGAGGCUCCCUCGACAUCGAAGGCAGCUGCCGCCAAGGCGGCAAAGGCAGCCACGACCACAGCAGCGACUGCAACGGAUGUGGGAAGCGGAACAGGAACAGGAACUGGAAGUGGCUACCAGACCAAUUCGUACAACUUCUGGGAUGUGGUGCUGAACAUCGAUCGACAGACGGAGGAGCGCAUGAAGCACGUGGCCGAGUUCCCGAUCGUUUCGCAGCCCUCCUGGGAGUGGGUGGCCAAGACAGGGGACUUCCUGUCGUUCAGCGACUCGCCGUUCGGGCAGCUGCUGGCCAUGCUGCCGUACAAGGUGAUCUGUCGGUCGCCCCACCUGACGGACAUGCUCGUGAAGCUGCUGGCCUCGCUCAGCACAGAGCUGCCCAAGGAGGAGGAGCCCGGGCCUGGGGCCGAGCCCCAGAUGCCCACGCUGAUACCCAUCAACCAGGCGGUGCUCAAUCAGCAGGCCCAGCAGAACCAGGAGAUGACCCAGGCAGCGGCCGCCCUGACGGGCGCCAAUGCCACCGGCGACACCGGUCACACCACCACGCACGCCAGUCGUCCCCUGCCGGAACUCAAGAAGAUGCCGCCGCCACCGCUCACCCUCCAGAUGCCGGUCAAGCCGAAGCGCAAGAUCUACGCGAAGAAUUUCUCGCAGCUGCAGCUCGUGAUCGAGGUGCUGACGCACCAGUGCGGCACCACCGAGGGUCUGGACAACGUGGCCAAGCUGAUUGUCAAUCUCACGCAGUGCUCGCAGGCAUCGAACGCCAUUUUCAUACAGUACUUGACCGCCGCCAUUCUCGGCCUCGCCGAGGAGGUGCGCCAGGCCAUUCAGACGCUGCUCCAGGAGAUACGGGCGUACAACAUCAAUGCGGGAUUGCCCAGCACCUCGAAACAGGCAACGGCAGCGGCAUCCGCAACAGCGGCGGCAGCAGCAGCGGCGGCGGGACCCUCCACUUCGGCUGGACUGUUGCCCAAUCUGGCCGUGAACGAGGGAAUCAUGCAGGAUCGCUUCACCGCAGAGCACGUGAUCAUUUCGGCCCCGAAGAACGCCAAGCCGACGUGCGAGCUGCAGCUGCCGUCGAUGAAGAAACUGAUGUCGAACUCCUCCUCGCAGCCGUUCUUCCUGCGGACCCUGAAGAUCUUCAUGCAGGUGCGGGACAUGUACGAGAACCAGACGGUGGCCUCCGACGACGAGGAGGACUUCAUCGACAUUCUGGGCGAUGGCGGUGCCACCAGCGGCAGCAGCUCGGAUGCCUCGCGCUUCCGGGCUCGCAUGGAGACGAAUCGGCAGCCCUCGGACGGGGGGGCCAUCGACGGGGAUGGCGACGGCGAUGGCGAUGGCGACGGCGACGACGAGGAUGACGAUGAGGAGGCCAUGCCCCUGGGGGGCGGCUCGUCCAGCAGUUGCGGCGUCGGCGGUGGCGGGGCUGGUGGCAGCGGUACAGCGGACAGCGGCAGCAAGCCAGGCAAGCCGACGCUCAGCCAGAUCCUGUGCCUCGAUGUCCUGUGGCACACGUUGAGCGAGUGCCUGGUGGCACUGGAGGAGUCCAAGGACGAGUUUGCCGUCCUCGUGCUGCAGCCCACGGUGGAGGCCUUCUUCCUGAUCCACGCCUCGCAUCGCAUACCCAAGAAGGGGGCACGCGGCGGCCGCGCAGCCUCAGCCGGCCGCACAGUGGGCGGCAGUGUGUCCUCGUCCUCGGUGCAGGACAUUAGUCCCCUGAUGGACGAGGGCAGCGGCAGCACAGCCUUCGGCUCGGACGAUGCCCAGGAUGCCAGCAACACGUCCAUCGGCAACACUGCCAAUCCCAGUCCCAAUGCCGGAGCCGAGUCCGCGAGCUGCGGCUCUACAGCCGGGCUGAGUGCCCACGAGGCACAGCUGAAGCAGGAUCGCCACAAGUUCCUUCAGUUCGCUGAGAAGCAUCGAACUGUGCUCAACCAGAUCCUGCGCCAGUCCCCCACCCACCUGUCGGACGGCCCCUUCGCCGUCCUCGUGGACCACACGCGCAUCCUGGACUUCGACGUGAAGCGCAAGUACUUCCAGACCGAGCUGGAGCGCCUCGACGAGGGCAUACGCCGCGAAGAGCACACGGUCAGUGUUCGACGCGUGACCGUCUUCGAGGACUCGUUCCGUGUCCUGUACCGUCUGGGCCCCGAAGAGUGGAAGAAUCGUUUCUACAUCGUGUUUGAAGAUGAAGAGGGUCAGGACGCUGGCGGCCUGCUACGUGAAUGGUAUGUGAUCAUAUCGCGGGAGAUCUUCAAUCCGAUGUACGCUCUGUUCUGCGUGUCGCCGGGCGACCGCGUCACCUACAUGAUAAAUCCCUCCAGCCAUGCCAAUCCCAAUCAUUUGAGCUACUUCAAGUUUGUCGGACGGGUGAUUGCCAAGGCCGUCCACGACAACAAGCUGCUGGAAUGCUACUUUACGCGCUCCUUCUACAAGCAUAUCCUGGGCAAGCAAGUGAAGCACACGGACAUGGAAUCGCAGGACUACGAGUUCUACAAGGGUCUCGACUAUCUCAUGAAGAACGACAUCUCCAAUCUGGGCUACGAGGUGACCUUCUCCACCGAAGUGCAGGAGUUCGGCGUCACCCAGAUUCGUGAUCUCAAGCCAAACGGACGCGACAUCCCAGUAACCGAGGACAACAAGUUCGAGUAUGUGCAGCUGGUGUGCCAAUUGAAGAUGAGCGGGUCCAUACGUCAGCAAUUGGAUGCAUUCCUCGAGGGCUUCUACGAUAUAAUUCCAAAGCAUUUAAUCUCGAUUUUCAACGAACAGGAACUGGAACUUCUCAUAUCCGGCCUGCCAGAUAUUGAUAUAGAAGAUCUGAAGGCCAACACCGAAUAUCACAAGUACACGUCGAAGUCGGCACAGAUCCAAUGGUUCUGGCGUGCGCUGCGCAGCUUCGACCAAGCGGAUAGGGCCAAAUUCUUGCAGUUUGUCACCGGCACCUCAAAGGUCCCGCUGCAGGGCUUCGGCUCGCUGGAGGGCAUGAACGGCAUACAAAAGUUCCAAAUCCAUCGCGACGAUCGCUCCACAGAUCGCCUGCCAUGUGCCCACACUUGCUUUAACCAACUGGAUCUGCCGAUGUACAAGUCCUACGAUAAACUGCGCAGCUGCCUGCUGAAGGCAAUUCAUGAGUGUUCCGAAGGCUUUGGCUUCGCCUAAGCGAAUGCGAGUCCACGCCCACACAGCACUCGUUGAUUCCUAUACGACGACGACGGCAACAGCGUAGCGCUACGCGAACACCCACGAAAACGAAAUUUCAAUUAAUUUAAGCCACUACCCCCCCCCCCCCACACAUAUAUAUUCGUGAAGAGAGUACAGAACAGCCACUGGAGAUGUGAGAGAGCGAAGGCGCAAGCGUAAGGCAGCAGGAAAAAAAAAACAUUAAAAAUUAAAAAAAAAAAAAUAAAAGCAGCAGCGGCAAACAGCAAAUGCAUAAACAUACAAUACAUAUAGUUAAAUAGUAUAUAUAAAAAAUGUUGAAUUAAUUAUUAAUUUUCGCGCCUAUAUAUAUACAAUAUAUAUUUUCUUAAAUUUUCAAAAAGGAAAACGAAAGUCGGCGAAAAAUCUUGGAAGUUUAGAGAGAAAGUAUAGAAAACAAAAACCACACGAAGAAAG
This is a messenger RNA of Drosophila persimilis, 16857 nucleotides long. It is a transcript of the gene HUWE1, whose product is annotated as E3 ubiquitin-protein ligase HUWE1. Gene Ontology annotation, cellular component: nucleus. The record is from RefSeq and is a predicted model, not a curated record. Bases 4 to 16401 code for a protein of 5465 amino acids. Gene Ontology annotation, molecular function: ubiquitin-protein transferase activity; protein binding. The transcript has 16 exons. Gene Ontology annotation, biological process: proteasome-mediated ubiquitin-dependent protein catabolic process; protein polyubiquitination; positive regulation of protein catabolic process. NCBI's taxonomy places the organism in Eukaryota, Metazoa, Arthropoda, Insecta, Diptera, Drosophilidae.